Messenger RNA from Coregonus clupeaformis (lake whitefish), 4843 nucleotides. RefSeq names its product aspartyl/asparaginyl beta-hydroxylase. Gene Ontology annotation, cellular component: endoplasmic reticulum; membrane. Gene Ontology annotation, biological process: peptidyl-aspartic acid hydroxylation. The transcript has 27 exons. Gene Ontology annotation, molecular function: peptidyl-aspartic acid 3-dioxygenase activity; protein binding. The record is from RefSeq and is a predicted model, not a curated record. Bases 244 to 2706 code for a protein of 820 amino acids. Lineage: Eukaryota; Metazoa; Chordata; Actinopteri; Salmoniformes; Salmonidae.
AAACAGAGGCACCUCAUUCUGCACAGUCCCCCCUCCGUCCUAUUUGGCUAAGGCAGAGUAGUGACACACACUCGGAAUGCCCUCCCCAUAUUUGUUCGACAGCUCUAAAAAUAGUCCCUCAGACCAGUUUGGCCGUAUCAAGUUCCAGCUGACAUCUACAACUGAUUCAGGCAGGGGGGAUUUGUCAGAAACUGGGAAAAAUCGAGGAGUUCUCUCAUCGUGGAUCCCACUUCAUUAGACCUGAUGGAGGAAACUUUGAUGGAGGAACCUAUCUGUGAAGAAGCCAUAUUGGCUGAAGAAAUCCUAGAGGUGAAGCCCGCAGCAGUGGUGAAUAAGAAUGGUGUGAAAGCGGAGGCUGCUGCAGCUAGUGGGGGUGGUGGUGCUGCUAGUGUGGGUAGUGGUGGUGCUGGUGGUGGUUUUAGCGGCACUAAGAUCUUCACCUGGUUCAUGGUUCUGGCUCUCCUGGGGGUGUGGAGCUCCGUGGCUGUGGUGUGGUUGGACCUGGUGGACUAUGACAACGUCAUCGCGAGAGCAAAGGAAUUCCGUUUUAACUUUUCAGAGGUUUUACAAGGUAAACUUUCAGCGUAUGAUGCAGAUGGCGACGGUGACUUCGAUGUGGAGGAUGCCAAAGUACUACUCGGCUUGACCAAAGAGGGCGGUGAAAUUACUAAUGAAAACGCAGAUUCCCUAGAGGAAAUCUUCGGUAUUUUAGCCGAGGGGGGCUCUGAUUGGUUUCAAGGCUUCUUCACGUUUCUCUAUGACGUGAUCACUCCUCCCGUAGAGAAGGUGGAGGAUCCAGAGAGUCAGACAGCAGAGGAGGAGGGUGAUGCUGACGAAAAAGAGGCCAAAGUUCCUGCUCCCAAAAAGGAAACGCUGAAAAAAGAUGAGAGUCCUGGAGAGGUGGCUUCUAAAAAGAACAGAACAAAAGGUGUGAAGGAGAGGCCGGUUUCUCUGGUGCAGAGGGAAGCCAAGGCGGAAUCUGCUAUGGAAGAACCAGCUGCUGUCCCACUCCCGCCGAUAUCAGAUGAUUUUGUCCCAGAUGACAGUAGAGAUGAAGCAACACAUCCUUAUGAGGAUGAAAGCGAUGCCAUUGACAUGAAAGGAGAAUUGGUUAAGGAGGCACAGCCACAGCAGACAAUAGAAGAGUCAAAGCAAUACAAUGACCAGCCAGGCUUCCAGGAGACACAGGAAGCAGUACGAUUACAAUUGCAAUACAAUGCAGAGGAUGAAUCAGUCCCAGAACCGGAGGCUGACGUGGAACCAGAGUUGGAAUCUGUUCCGGAACUGGAAGCUGAAGCUGUCCCAGAACUGAAAGAGGAGCCAGUGGCGGUAGAGGAGAAAACACCACAGGAAGAGUCAGAAGGAAAUGCAGAGGACCAACCCGAGGAUAUGCUCACAUACAAAGCCAAAAUGAAGAAGCCUAAACUCCUGAAUACAUUUGAGAAAACUAUCAAGACGGAGAUUGACGCGGCUGAGAAGUUACGUAAAAAGGGGAAAGUGGAGGAGGCGGUCCGGGCUUUUGACACUCUAGUUCAGCAGUACCCCCAGAGUCCAAGGUGUCGCUAUGGGAAAGCCCUGGCUGAGGAUGACCUGGCAGAGAAAAUGCGCAGCAACGACAUGCUGCAGAAGGCCCUCAGCACGUACAAGGAGGCAUCAGAGCUGCCCAACGCCACGCCUGACCUCAUCAAAGCCACACUGAAGAAACGAGCCGAGCGUCAGCAGUUCCUAGGUCGUAUGAGGGGUGCCUUGGCCACGUUGGAGAAGCUGGUACAGAUCUUCCCUGGGGACGUGGCCCUGAAGAACGAUCUGGGCGUGGCUCACCUGCUCAUCGGAGACAACAAGAGUGCCAAGAGGGUCUACGAGGAGGUGUUGACCAUUGCACCAAGUGACGGCUUUGCUAAAGUCCAUUAUGGCUUCAUCCUCAAAUCAGAAAAUAAGAUAGCCGAGAGCAUCCCAUUCCUCAGGGAUGGUUUGGAAUCAGGAGACCCUGGCACAGACGACGGCAGAUUUUACUUCCACCUCGGAGACGCCUUGCAAAGAAUGGGAGACGACAGUGCCUACAAGUGGUAUGAGAUAGGGCACAAAAGAGGUCACUUUGCCUCCGUAUGGCAGCGAUCUCUCUACAAUGUGGACGGUCUCAAAGCCCAACCGUGGUGGACGCCCAAGGACACUGGCUAUUUGGAUCUAGUCAAGACCCUGGAGAGAAACUGGAGGACCAUCAGGGACGAGGCCCUGUCAGUGAUGGAUAAAACCACCGGCCUCUUUGUUCCAGAGGAGGAGAACCUCAGAGAAAAAGGGGAGUGGGGUCAGUUCACCCUCUGGCAGCAAGGCAAGAAGGCAGGGGAGUCCUGCCGCAGUGUUCCAAAGACCUGUGGCCUGUUGGAGCGCUAUCCAGAGGCUACGGGCUGCAAGAGAGGACAGAUCAAGUUCUCUGUGAUGCAGCCUGGUACUCACGUCUGGCCCCACACGGGGCCCACCAAUUGUCGCCUGCGCAUGCACCUGGGCCUGGUCAUCCCAAAGACAGGCUGCACGAUCAGGUGCACCAACAACACCAGAGCUUGGGAGGAGGGGAAAGUGCUCAUCUUUGAUGACUCCUUUGAGCACGAGGUGUGGCAGGACGCCAACAGCUACCGGCUCAUCUUCAUCGUGGACGUGUGGCACCCCGAGCUUACCCAGUACCAACGGCAGACUCUCUCCCCCAUUUAAAGACUGUACGACAGACUGACUGUCACCUACUGGCGUCCUGGGGUUAACACUCUUAACCCAUAAGAACGGAAGGGUCCAUAGUAUCUGGUCUCUGUCUGUCCACCCAUUCCUUCACAGUCGGCCAUUUUAGGUCAAACGUGUCAAAUGUGACACUUGCCCUUGCUCAGUCAAGGGCUCCAUUUUGGAACCAUCUAGAACAUUACUGAAGGCCCUGUCAGAUUUGGAAAAGCCUUACAACGACACUUUGAACACUGACUGUUAACUGUGGUACUAGCCAAGUCGGUUUUUAGGCCUAAAUGUGGACUUACGGUAAGGUGUGGGUUGAAUAUCACAUAGGUUGUGUUGUAAAUGUAUCACAAGUGCAUUGUUGUUUUUCAUUAGUCAACCAAAGUAUGUCUGAAACAUACCUAACAUAUCAACGGUAACUGAACAAAACUUUGGUAUUGCAGCUAGCAGGUUUUCUGUUGUAUAGGUACUGAUAUCAUUUCUUAAAGGGAUUGUUUUCCUGGUUUUUAUCCCAAUCUUAAUCGUUUUCUUUCCUCAAGAAAAGUUAUUUGAUGACUUUCAUGUUCAAGUCUUCAAAAGCUUGAGGUAAAAACACUAUUAAGAUUAGAGUAACAACACGGAAAACUAUCCCUGUAAAUUGUUGCUAAGCUAGCUAAACCUCUGCUAGCUGAAAAGUGUGAAUCUGAAUCUGUUGUUUCUCUAACACUUGAUUUGUUGUUACACAGCUCUUAUUGCAUAUAAUGGUCAUACAUUACCUUCAUGUUACUUCCAUAACUGUACAGUAAUCUGCCUCUUACUGUAUUUUGGGGUUCCACUACUUAUUAAGUCAUUCCAUUUCACUCGUAUGAUUUUCGAAUGUCACUUUAGAUUAAUGGCUGGGACAUCACAAUGCCAAGAAUGUUUAUAUUGCAGAAUUAAUAUUGUGAACAAAGAAAAUGGACUGAAACAUCUUAUAUUUGUACGCUGACAAUAUAUUUUCAACUGUGCCUUGACCUGUGAGAACACACAAACCAUUAUGCUCAACAGGCUUGUCCUUGUAAUUUAAAAUCCUCCCAAAUGUGUGUAUUUACAUUCUUAAAUGUAUCAAAUAUGAACAUUUGACUGAAGGCUUAUAUUUUGUACAUGCAUAACAUUUUAAUGUUUUAUAAAAUGCUAAUUCUCCUGUGUAAAACUUUGGCAGGAGCAUGUUGAAUGUACACCAGUCUUGUCACACUGCAUUCUUACCUGGGUCAAAUACAUGUCAAAUACUUACCAAUACUUCAGCUGCGCUUAAUUUAGUUUGCCUUGUACAAUGGAACCAAUGGAAUAGUCCCUAAAAGGAGAACCCCAAGCUAAAUCAAAUGCACAUCAUAGGCUAUACUAGAGUAUUAUAAAGUAUUUCACCCAGGUCUGCUGCAUUCCAUGUAUAGCAAAGCUGACUAGAAGGAGUCUUUGCUUGACCAAUGAUGUUGAUAUUCAAAAGAAAAAAUAAGUGCCAAAGCAUAUUCUUCUAGAUUUGUUGUUAUUUAAUCACUCUCUAUGUGCGUUGGUAGUCUGCUUCAUUGCAGCAACAAAAUCAUGUCCGAAUCAGUCCGGUGCUAUUAUGCUGCGUUCAUGUGCUAUCAGAAUUAUUGGAAACUCGGGACUGAGAAAUUUCUAGCAAGCCCACGGACUCAUCAUACCUACCUGUUUCAGAUGUCAAAAACCGUUCAUAUUGAAAAAUACGAGUGGGAAACUUGGGUAACACCAUUGUACCCCAAGUUUCCUACUUUAGAGGAGCAUGUGAACACAUCAUAAUGCCAUGGAUCGGAGUCAUUCCUUAGGACCACUGGAUGUCAUCCUGUCUGCCCAAAAAAGGAUUGCCUUUCAACUUUUCACCAAGUGUGGCUAUCUGUCAUGGACAUAGGUGUCUUGGGGUAUUUGGGGUUAUCCGUUUGGGUUGUGAUGAUGACGACAUUCAAGUUAUCCUCCUUGCUUCAAAAUAGUUUCUUAGUAACAAAUCAAGAACGUUCACAAAGCCACAUACUCUGUUAUGAAUUUAUAUCACUCUUUGUAGAUUUGAAGUUAAUACUUUUGUGGUGUUGAAAUCACUGAGCUGUUCCAACUGUUGUAACUGGCCUGCAAGUACAGUAAGUAAUGCAUCUUUCAAUUA